This is a messenger RNA of Lithohypha guttulata, 774 nucleotides long. RefSeq names its product cyclin-like protein interacting with PHO85 (gene PCL7). Gene Ontology annotation, molecular function: protein kinase binding; cyclin-dependent protein serine/threonine kinase regulator activity. The record is from RefSeq and is a predicted model, not a curated record. Gene Ontology annotation, cellular component: cyclin-dependent protein kinase holoenzyme complex; nucleus. NCBI's taxonomy places the organism in Eukaryota, Fungi, Ascomycota, Eurotiomycetes, Chaetothyriales, Trichomeriaceae. The transcript is spliced from 2 exons. Bases 1 to 774 code for a protein of 257 amino acids. Gene Ontology annotation, biological process: regulation of cyclin-dependent protein serine/threonine kinase activity.
AUGCCUGUGACAGACAUUAUCGAGAUGGUCGCUGGCUUGCUGACGAGGAUCACUACUACCAACGAUCGACAGCAUGAACAUGUACAUCGACCGGCCACACCACAAGAAGGCACUCUCACUGCUCAGUCGUCAUGUGUAUUGGCAUUCCAUGGCAAGAAUGUCCCGAGUAUCACGAUCCUAAGCUAUCUCAGCCGCAUCCACAAGUACUGCCCCACUACGUAUGAAGUAUUCCUCAGUUUGCUCGUCUACUUCGAUCGCAUGACAGAUAACUUCAACAAGCGUUUCCUACAAAGAGCAACCCAUCCAGCCAGAUCAGAUAGCUCCGACUCCCAAGCUUCAGCCGACACGGUCACAGACCAGAGUGUGCAUCAUGAAGAGGAGUCUCGCAUGGAGGAGGACGACACCGACUCACCACAAUUCUUCGUGGUUGACAGUUAUAACAUUCACCGGCUGGUUAUUGCAGGAGUUACUUGCGCCAGCAAGUUCUUCUCUGAUGUCUUCUAUACCAACUCAAGAUAUGCCAAGGUUGGUGGUCUGCCACUGGCAGAAUUGAACAACCUCGAAUUGCAAUUCCUCCUUCUUAACGAUUUUAGACUGAGCGUUCCUGUGGAAGAGCUGGAAGCUUAUGGCACCAUGCUGGUCGAGUUUUACGCAAGAGAAGUGGUCGCGCAACAGCAAGCUGCUGAAGCUGCACAUCAGCAAAUGCAGCAACCCUCACAAGCGGCAGAUGAUAUGUACAUGCAGAGCUCUAGGACGCCUCAGCAAACAGCUUGA